Oncorhynchus kisutch (coho salmon) is the source of this 1654-nucleotide messenger RNA. RefSeq names its product cofilin-2. NCBI's taxonomy places the organism in Eukaryota, Metazoa, Chordata, Actinopteri, Salmoniformes, Salmonidae. The transcript is spliced from 5 exons. The coding region runs from base 229 to 732 and encodes 167 amino acids. Gene Ontology annotation, molecular function: actin binding. The record is from RefSeq and is a predicted model, not a curated record. Gene Ontology annotation, cellular component: actin cytoskeleton. Gene Ontology annotation, biological process: actin filament depolymerization.
CGUCAGUCCCUGUGUCUGUCAAAAAUGCAAACAGUGAAUUGAUUGUAAGAGACAAAUUGGAUUGGACAUACUUUUUAAAAGCUGAUAUAAUGCGCGCAAACUUUUAUUUUCACCAUAUAGAUCAUUAGGGAUUUAAAAAAGCGCGUGUCCGUCGGUCUAGUGUGAACUCAACAAGAAGAACGAACAUUUCAUUUUCGACUCAGACGCUGAUACACGAAAGACCCAACCAUGGCCUCUGGGGUGACAGUGACUGAUGAAGUUAUUACAGUCUUCAAUGAGAUGAAGGUCCGUAAGGCCCAGGCGAAUGAGGAUGAGAAGAAGAAGAGGAAGAAGGCAGUGCUGUUCUGUCUCAGCGAGGACAAGAAGCACAUUGUCCUUGAAGCAGGUAAAGAGAUUCUGACCGGUGAUGUGGGUACCACCAUCGCAGACCCUUACCUGCACUUUGUCAAGAUGCUGCCUGCAGACGACUGUCGCUACGCCCUCUAUGACGCAACCUAUGAGACCAAGGAGACCAAGAAGGAGGACCUUGUCUUCAUCUUCUGGGCCCCAGAAGGUGCUCCACUGAAGAGCAAAAUGAUCUAUGCCAGCUCAAAGGAUGCCAUUAAGAAGAAAUUCACAGGUAUCAAGCAUGAAUGGCAAGUUAACGGUUUGGAGGACAUCAAAGAUCGGCGCACCUUAGCAGAGAAGCUUGGAGGCUCAUCAGUGGUCACCCUUGAAGGUGGGCCUGUAUAAAUCCACUCUGUCAACUGAGGCCUACAGGGAAAGAAAAAACAGAAUUUAAGUCCCGGGGAUAUGGCUGUUGAUUCCAGAAUGAGAAGGAAUUGGGCGAGGGGGGUUUAGAGUACAAAUAAGAUGGGGUGGAGGGUAUCUUGUUGUGGGGAGAAAGAUCAAGUAUGCUAUUUCAUGGUUUAAAAUUGUGGUUAUCAUUCCACUUCUCACAAUGAAGAACAAACAUAGACAAGUCUCAAUUUGUGAUGAAGGAUUAUGACAAAAUAGAUUAAGAUUUGCGUCAACAUUUCCAAGAUUGUCCUUGCAAUUUCCAAAUGAAUGAAGAACAAAAUGUGGUUUAUACAAUGAAAUCAUUAAGGAGGAUAUUUUUUAAACAGAUGAGGACUGGGUAUGUAUCUUGUAUGAUGGUGUAUGGAUCAGGCAGAGCAAAAAGAAACUUGAGUGAAAAAUCGAAGUUUAUUGGUCACAAACACAGUUAAGCAGGUGUCAGCGGUGCAGUAAAAAUACUUGUUACUUGCUGGGUAAACUUGUCAAUUUAUGCACUUUGUUCACACCUAAUUUAUUUGAUGGUAAUUCCUCUAUUGACAAAUUUGUUCUUUAGCAUAUAAGUAGUUUAAACUAGGUUUAUUUUCCAACAUGCUUCCCGUACAAGUAGAAAUAAAAAACAUAGCAUUAUUCCAGGAAGUUAUUUCCAAGACCUUCCAGCAAACAAUUGCUGUGUACAAAAAUGCAUUCCUUUUUUCUUGAUGAAAUUUCAGAACAGCUUAAACAUAAAUUGGUUGAGGGUUUAACAAGAUGGAGUCAGGGGUAUGUAGUAAUGUUGGUGGCUCCAGUUGGAAGAAGCCUAUGAGAGAAGGUAAAGUGUGGAUGGAUAUAUUGUGGGUGUUUUUGUCAUGUCUAAAUAAAGAAAAUGCACUUACAUUUA